Messenger RNA from Wasmannia auropunctata (little fire ant), 657 nucleotides. RefSeq names its product venom allergen 3-like. The record is from RefSeq and is a predicted model, not a curated record. Lineage: Eukaryota; Metazoa; Arthropoda; Insecta; Hymenoptera; Formicidae. Bases 116 to 358 code for a protein of 80 amino acids. The transcript has 3 exons.
AAUUUCUUAGUCCUGGGAUGAAGAACUAGAGACAAUUGCACAGAGAUGGGCCAAUCAGUGUAUUAAACAUUAUGACGACUGUAGGAACGAAGAAAGAUUCGAAGUUAUCCAGUAUAUGGCCUGGAAAUCCUCUAUGAAUGAAAAUGAGUUCACUUUAGAAGACUUGAUGGAAACAGCGUAUUAUAAUUUAAUUGAAGUAGGAAGACGUUAUUUUUCCGCAUAUCCGGAUAUUGUACACACAAUAGAAGAUUUUACUUAUAAUCUCUGGGCUAACUUGACAAAGAUCGGGUGCGGACGAAUAAAGUUUAAGGAAUCAAACGGCUUGACUACGCAUCAUAUGGUUUGUAAUUUGGCGUGAAAUAUAGAAAAAAAUGCAUAAAAUAACAUAAAGAAGUAGAUUUGGCCAUCUCCUGAUGACAUAUAAUUUAAAAGAUAAAAAGUAACAAUAUAAAAAAACAAACUUUUUUAUGUAUUGUUUUAUAUAUCAAUAUUUCUUUUAUAUUUAGAACCGGCAAAUUAAUGAAAAUAUCAUUAACAAAUUUUUGGUCAGAAAAGCAGUGUGAUGUAGCUUAGAGAUAAGAAUAUCUUUACAAAGAAAUUAUAUUAUACUAUUAUUGUACUUGUGAGAAAAUAAAUAAAACUAAUCAGCACACAAAA